This is a messenger RNA of Aspergillus pseudoviridinutans, 1440 nucleotides long. RefSeq names its product glycosyltransferase family 69 protein. The transcript has a single exon. The coding region runs from base 1 to 1440 and encodes 479 amino acids. Lineage: Eukaryota; Fungi; Ascomycota; Eurotiomycetes; Eurotiales; Aspergillaceae. The record is from RefSeq and is a predicted model, not a curated record.
AUGCGAUGGGUGCGCGCCAAAUUUCUGCUUCUGGCCUCCAGGUUACUCCGCCUCCCGUCAAGGUAUUCCGUGCUUCCCCGCUCAUCUCGCCAUGGUAGAGCUCUCUUUGCUCGGAGCCCGCGGGCCGCGCACCGCCGUAUCCUCCUGCUUGUCCAGAUAGCAGUAGCAAUCCUUUUGUGCAAUAUCGUACUAACACCGAUCUUCUGGCCUUCGUACACGCACCUCCCACCUUGCUACGAGAAUCUCAAAAACAUAGUUUCAACUUCCGGCACCCGCGGACGAGGAAACCCCCACAAUGAAAAGAUAUUCAUCGCCGCCAUCUUGUACGAUCGCAAUGGGGAGCUCGCCAGCGGCCAAUGGGGCGAUGCGCUCGUGCAGCUGAUCGACCUGCUUGGUGAAGACAACGUCUUCCUCAGCUUGUACGAAAAUAACAGCGGGCAAAAGGGCCAGCAAGCCCUCGACGCCCUAUCGCAGCGGAUCCCAAGCAACAAGUCCAUCGUGGUGGAUCUCGAUGUCGACGAACACACUACCUUCGAUACCUUCCCCCGCGUCACGCUCCCCCACGGAGAAAAGCGCAUCAAGCGCAUCGACUACCUCGCCGCGCUGCGGAACCGCGCUCUGCGCCCCCUCGACGAGCAGAACCACAUCAAGUACGAUAAACUCCUCUACCUGAACGACGUCUACUUCAACCCCGUCGAAGCCCUCCAGCUCCUCUUCUGCACGAACGCUCAUCCCCCGCGGAAUAUCCCCUCCUACCGCGCCGCCUGCGCCGUCGACUUCAGCAACCCCUUCAAAUUCUACGAUAGCUACGCUACCCGCGACCUGGCAGGGUACGGCAUCGGCCUCCCGUUCUUCCCGUGGUUUACAACAGCAGGGCACGGACGGAGUCGCAACGAUGUGCUAGCAGGCCGGGACGCGGUGCGCGUGCGCAGUUGCUGGGGCGGGAUGGUCGCGUUCGACGCGGGGUAUUUCCAGAAGGAAGAUCCGGUGCGGUUCCGCGCUGAUAACGAGGUAUUCUGGGACGCGUCGGAGUGCUGUCUUGUGCAUGCGGAUUUGCAGGAUGCGCCGGGCGAUGUAGACGAGAUUCAGGAUACGGGCGUUUACAUGAACCCGUUUGUGCGGGUGGCGUAUACGCCGAGGACGUUGGCGUGGCUGGGAACCACAAGGCGGUUUGAGCGGUUGUAUGCGCGUGCGCAUGACCUGCUGAACCGGGUUGUUGGGCUGCCGUGGUAUAAUCCGCGGAGGGCGGAGGUGCCAGGAUCAAAAGUCAAACGGGAGGUCUGGGUUCCCGAUGACGGGUUACAGAGUGGUGGUUCGUUUCGGAUGGUGGAGGUUACGGCAGGGAACGAUGGGUUCUGUGGCCGACGGGGGAUGGAGGUGGUUGUGGAAGAUAGAAGACCAGAUCAGGAUGGGUUCGAGGCUCUACCUCUCCCUUCUUAA